Molecule: messenger RNA, 861 nt
Organism: Aspergillus mulundensis
Lineage: Eukaryota; Fungi; Ascomycota; Eurotiomycetes; Eurotiales; Aspergillaceae
Product: N-terminal L-serine N(alpha)-acetyltransferase NAT4
Exons: 2
Coding region: 1-861 (286 amino acids)
Cellular component (GO): nucleus
Molecular function (GO): protein N-terminal-serine acetyltransferase activity; histone H2A acetyltransferase activity; histone H4 acetyltransferase activity
Source: RefSeq, a predicted model, not a curated record
AUGCCGAAAGUUCGCCGCGCGACGCGAGAUCUGGAGGACAGGUUAAAGAAAAAGCUUAAGAAGUCUAGUUCCGGCAAACCAACAUCAACAUCAAAACCAAAACCAAUUCCUUUAGUGGAGCGCACAAAUGCGUUAUCUCUGGAGGAGUUCACAGCAUUAUACAUCCCGCCAUCGGAACUGAGUUUCCAGAAGACGAAAAGGAAGACAGCACCCGCAGGACAUUCAGACCUAACACCCAAACCACAACCCAACGUAGACGUCCCUCAAACUCAAGAGGCCACCAGAGUCGUAUACGACCUCUCAAUCUACACAGCAGCCACAAUUCCCGCCUCUGAGCUGGCCCUAUGCUUCCGGCUCAUUGAGCUCACGUCAUCAGCCGCAUAUAAGAGCUCCAGUAUGGGCUGGUCACCGGUCGAGAAGAGGAAGGAAAUGAAACUCCCUGACAUGAAGUAUAUGGUUCUGCGACGGCGUUCAGCUGCAGUGGACGCGAACGCUGUGCCCGAUGAAGAUCGAGAUGCAGGUGAAGGGAAUGACUCGACCGGAGACUUCGCAGGUUUCCUCGAAUUCAUGGUCACGUACGAAGACGGAUACGAGGUACUCUAUUGUUAUGAGAUCCACCUUACCCCCCAGGUCCAGGGGCAGGGAUUAGGGGAGGCGUUGCUAGAGCGGUUUGAGAAGAUAGGACAGCGGAUUGGAGUUGUGAAGGCGAUGUUGACGGUUUUCAAGUCGAAUAGCCGCGCGAUCAAGUUCUACACAAGGGUGGGGUACGAAGAGGACGAGAACUCUCCGCGGCCGCGCAAGUUACGGAAUGGGACAGUAAAGGAGGCUGAUUAUAUGAUUAUGUCCAAAAGCUUGCGCUAG